Messenger RNA from Pleuronectes platessa (European plaice), 3447 nucleotides. It is a transcript of the gene dtl, whose product is annotated as denticleless E3 ubiquitin protein ligase homolog (Drosophila). Gene Ontology annotation, molecular function: protein binding; protein-macromolecule adaptor activity. Lineage: Eukaryota; Metazoa; Chordata; Actinopteri; Pleuronectiformes; Pleuronectidae. The transcript has 15 exons. Gene Ontology annotation, cellular component: nucleus. Gene Ontology annotation, biological process: proteasome-mediated ubiquitin-dependent protein catabolic process; mitotic G2 DNA damage checkpoint signaling. The coding region runs from base 97 to 2064 and encodes 655 amino acids. The record is from RefSeq and is a predicted model, not a curated record.
AACCGGACCAGCAGCCACAAGGCGGAAUAAAGACGCCGGACGACUUCUCAAAACCUGAAACACUAACUUCUGAUCGUGUGCUCGAGCAGCGCAGCGAUGCUUUUCCGCUCGAUCGUUGACAGAGGAGUUGGCAGACGAAGGCAGAACGCCGUCCCUGCAGAUCCUUGGCCCAGGCUCCCCCUGAGCUCUCUGCUUCAGGGCUUCAAGUGCGUCCGACAUGACGAACACAUCUCCUAUGGAAACCUGGGGGACUCCGUGCCCCCGUUCGGAUUAGCUUUCUCCUCUGCCGGGACGCAGCAGAACAUCCUCGCUGCAGCCAACGAGGAAGGCAUCGUGAGGAUCUACAACACGGAGAGCAGAGAGAAUCCACUUCUCAAAGAAUGGCUGGCUCAUGAGAACGCUGUCUUUGACAUUGCCUGGGUACCGGGGGAGCCUCAGCUAGUGACGGCUGCAGGAGAUCAGAUGGCCCGGCUGUGGGACGUGAAGUCAGGAGACAUGUUGGGCAGCUUCAAGGGUCACCUCUGCAGCCUCAAGUCUGUUGCAUUCGCACCUCAGGAGAAAUCUGUGUUCUGCACUGGAGCCAGAGAUGGAAAUAUUAUGGUCUGGGACACGAGGUGCAGCAAAAAAGAUGGUUUCUACAGACAGGUGAAACAGAUCAGUGGCGCUCACAACAAAGCAGAGACCAACACCCCCUUGAAAAUAAAGAAGAGACGUAGCAGCACUCGGGGCAUGGCUCCCAGUGUGGACACCCAGCAGAGUGUCACAGUGGUUUUGUUUCGGGAUCAGCACACGCUCAUUUCCUCCGGGGCCGUCGAUGGAGUGAUCAAGCAAUGGGAUCUGAGAAAGAACUACACGGCUCACCGUCAGGAUCCGACUCCACUGCAGACGUACCCGUACCCGGGUUCCUGCAUGCGCAUGCGGCUCGGUUAUUCCGGACUUGUUCUGGACUCCACAGGAUCCAAUGUGAUGUGUAACUGCACUGAUGACAAUAUCUACAUGUUCAACCUCAGUGGAAUAAAGACAAAUCCAGUGGCUGUUUUCAGUGGCCACCAGAAUUCCUCAUUUUAUAUCAAGUCCACUAUCAGCCCAGACGACCAGUUCUUGGCCAGUGGCUCAAGUGACAAUCACACGUACAUCUGGAAGAUUUCUGAGCCUGAACUUCCUCCCAUGACCCUUCAAGGCCACAGUGAGGAAGUGACCUCAGUCGUGUGGUGUCCCACAGAUUUCACUAAGAUUGCUUCCUGUUCGGACGACCACACUGUCCGGAUCUGGAGGCUUCACCGGGAAACAGAGGAGGUGCAGUCUUCAGCGGGAGAAGCAAACCUCGUGGGCUGGGCGCGUCGGAAAAAUCCAACAAGGCCGUCAGUCAGAGCUGAGACGACUCCCGCCAAAAGCCAGAGGACAGAGAGUCGUCCAGGCCUCGUGUCGCCCCGGCUUGCUGCCUGUGCUCUGAGUGGAGCCGCCCUGCCUCUGUCCUCCAGCACCACUUCACCUGUCCAGACUCCGGAUCCAAAGGCUGCUGCUGCUCGCCAGAGAACGCCAUCCUCUAUCAAACAGUGGUUAUCUCCGAGCCGCGGGUCUCCCGGUCAGGCCACCCCUCCUCUCCGCAGGGCUCUGACCCCGUGUCCCCAGAGUCCGGCGAGCAGCACCUCUCCCAUCGAGCGACGGGCCAAACGGCGGCUGGAGACCAUUGCGUCGGCCGGCUGUGAGGGCGCGGAACAAUGCGACUGUGUUACUGAACUUUACCCUGCGCCCAAGAGAGGCCGGACCCUGGCUGGUAUCUGCUGCCCUGCUCAAGAGAGCAGGUCACAAACAGACUGUCCCGCAGAGGACAAGCAAAGCUCAUCGAGACAGAGUGGCAAAGAGAAUUACUCUCCCAGAGGAAUGGACUGGCUGUCUGCGAUGGCACAAAAGAUGAGGAAAGGUCAAGGAAGCCCGAGUAGUCCCAGAAGUCCCAGUGCCUCGAAGAAACAGGAAGGGAAAACACCAGCUUCACCGACGAGUCGCUCGCCGCAAAGCAUGAAGAAGAUCUCCACGUACUUCCGGAGACCGACUCUGGAGUGACCUGCCAGAGCCGCUCACAUAUUCUGUGCCUCUGUUUGAAUGCAAUGUUUUUAUUUUUGAGUAUAUCUUUUAUAUGUGAUGGUAAAGCCUCUGAGAACACAUGACUUAAUUCAGCACAUGAACCCGACGGAAACCGAACCUUUGAUUCAGGAGUUUUCACAUCCACAGAGGCGUUGUUUUUUUGUUUUUUUUAGGUAUUUGCAUUUGCCUCCUACACACAUUUUCUGGUGCUGUGCUGAGAGCCUCUGGUUUGAAAUCAGGUAGCAUUUCCGAGUAAAUCUUUCACUUUACUCAAACCUGAAAACUAAGAGAUGAUGCACCAUUUAAUACACAACUCCACGUUUCAUCAAGGUGUUCAGGAGGUUAACAAGGUAUUAAUCUUCAAGCUGAGAGUUGUCCAAGUGUAGAUAUUUUAAAUUCUGCUAAAAAAGUAUAAAGAUUUUGCUUGACAGCCUUGAGCCCUUUUAUGAACUUCAGAGUGUAAGCUGGUCACAGAUCAGCUCUGUGACAGCCUGUCAUUUAUAUUUUCAGCUCUGGAUUUUGUCACGUCAGUGUUGCGCAUAUACAAAUCGGUUGAUUUGUUGUUUAUAUGUACAAAAUAACCAAUGAUUGUUGCAUGGUCCGUUUGUAUUUAAUUAACAUAAGCUUGCUGUGAUCUGACCUUUAUUAAAUGGAAGUCAGUUUCCAUGGUGUUUUUUCUGAUUUAUUUGAACGCUUUGACCCCUACAGCGAAAUUUAUUCAGUAUUUAAAAUAGAAGACAUUAGAUGAAGAAAAUCUGCAGUUGAGUUGAAAUGUCUCUGAUUUUCUGUGCUGUCAAGCAGCUCACAACCUCUGACUAGCAUAAUGAAUAUGUUUCUACUUAUAUCUGCUUAAAGUUAGAAUAUAUAUAUAAACAUCCCCUGUCCCAGAACUUGAAUAAUUUUUUUACCUACAAUCGAGGUUACAUGAGACAUGCAUGAUUGGAAUUAUAUCUGAUAUUGACCGGCUGAUUGGGAGACAAUGCUUGGGUUCACUUAGAUGCAGGAUAACAUCCCUGAGGGAAGAGCCAGCCCUCCCUGUGAGCCACCAGGGGGCCCCCAAAAACAAACCUCAUUCACCAAAUGAGGCUUUGCUACUGCUCUCUUAUUUAUGUGGAGACAAUUGUGAAUAAUAUUUGUUUGAUCCCAAACUAGCAACAAUGAUAUUUACAUUUGUAAUGCAGCUUGUAGUUCUCAGGCAGGGCCCCCUCCCUCAGUGAGUGAACAUUUUCAGGUUGAACUGUGAAAAUGAUUGUCAAUAAAUGUAAUUUUUACCAGAUGCAGAACGUCUAGCAACAAAAGCUUCAAUGGGGUGUGUGUGAUGCUGGCCCUCUUCUGUGAUAAUCCACAUUCCCUGUGUGUGCA